This is a messenger RNA of Laetiporus sulphureus 93-53, 2829 nucleotides long. RefSeq lists its product as uncharacterized. The transcript has 16 exons. Bases 14 to 2653 code for a protein of 879 amino acids. The record is from RefSeq and is a predicted model, not a curated record. NCBI's taxonomy places the organism in Eukaryota, Fungi, Basidiomycota, Agaricomycetes, Polyporales, Laetiporaceae.
CCAUUCCGCGGCCAUGGAUUACGAUGCGUACGAUGCGUUGCUUCAUCACAUCUUCAAGCAGACCCAAGGCGAUGCGUGGUUCAAGCCCUCGGAGGAGAAUGUACACGCCGGCGUCUGCCUCCGUGUAGCCAAUGGGCACUUCCGCGUAUUCCCGUACGAGAACCACUAUCUCGAGCCGUUUGAGGCGGCGGUCAGGGGCCUCAACCCCGUUGUGGCCGUCAAGAUUCGCAGCGCCGCCAUCCACGCUGCGCUUGCCACAGUAAAGGAAGAUGCGGAUGCCAUCUUCGUCGACGUCGACACGCGCAUACAAGUUCUGGAGAGCAUGCCGUUUUUGUCUCGUGCGGACAAGGAACAGUGUGCUGCGUUCAUUCGCGAUGAGCGUGUCCUAGUGGUCUGGUCGUACUCGCUCGACACGAUCAUUCCUACGUGUCGCGAGCUCGAAGAGAAGCUCAUCCAGCUUGUAUGGAAGCAACGGUCUGCCUUCACUUCUCUCGCGAGCUCUGCGGUGCCCUCGACGACCUCCUCGGCGUCGGACGUAAAUCUCACUGAGAAGGCCAUGCCGAUCAUGGACGAGAAGGAGGUUUCUGCGGCUACACAGGAGAAGGCUAAGCCGAAGAAGAAGAGUCGUGGUCUUGGUUUCUUCAAUUACUGGGUGUCCGCGAAGGAUGACGUGGAGAAGACCGCUGAUGGUGCGUCAGUGCGGCCUGUGCGUCUCUUUGCCCCGGUGUACGGUGGACUUGCGGCAGCGUUCUCCAUAUUCUUUAUCGCAAGCGGCAUCAACACCCUGAUUCAAGAAUGUGUGCUGGAUGGCACGUACAUUCGCUUCGCAUUGUUGGUGACCACUCCCUUACUGUUCUGCGUUUCUCUGUUCUUUUCCUUGCAGAUCGUCACCAACGUCUCUUACCUGCUCGGACCGGUUGCGCAAUUUCAUGAGAAUUCGAGAUACUAUUCUGCCGUGCCUCCUGCUCCGAACAAGCUGGUGGACUCGAACUUGCCGCACAUAACGGUCGAGCUUCCGGUCUACAAAGAGAGCCUUAAGGAAACAAUCGCGCCAUCUGUGUAUUCGCUCAAGAAGGCAAUGCAGACGUACGCCCGGCAAGGCGGCACAUCCUCCAUUUUCGUCCACGAUGAUGGCCUCCAGCUCAUCUCCGAAGCCGAGCGUGCCGAGCGCAUUGCCUUCUAUGCCGACCACAACAUUGGUUGGGUUGCGCGUCCGCCGCACGAUAACUCGCCUGAUGGGUUCAAGCGUGCUGGACGAUUCAAGAAGGCUUCCAACAUGAAUUAUGGCCUGGCGCUCUCGCUCAAACUGGAGAAACAUCUGCUCGCACUCCAGGCAGAGGAGGCAGCGGCUCACGGAACGACUGGCAGCGUGUCGGAGAAUGAGGAGAGCCUCGAGGACAAGGCGAUGAACAUGGCGAUCGAGGAGAUCUAUGAGGAGAACGGGCGGCGGUGGAAGCCCUGGGCGUGCAACGGCAAGUCCAUUCGGGUUGGCGAGGUCAUCCUCAUCGUCGACUCGGACACGAUCGUUCCUGAGGACUGCUUCCGUGACGCGGCGCGAGAGCUGUUCGAGUGUCCCGAGGUCGCGAUCAUCCAGCACGAGUCGGACGUCAUGCAGGUUGCUCACCACUAUUUCGAAAAUGGCAUCGCCCACUUUACGCGCCGGAUCAACAAGUGUAUCUCUAUGGGAUGUGCGAAUGGCGAGGUCGCGCCGUUUGUCGGGCACAAUGCGUUCUUGCGCUGGUCGGCGCUGCAAGACGCGGCGUUCAUUGAUCCAGAAGAUGGCGUGAAGAAGAUCUGGUCGGAGGUCAACGUGUCGGAGGAUUUCGAUAUGGCACUGCGCCUGCAGCUAAAGGGGUACAUCAUCCGGUGGUCCACGUACUCUGAGGGCGGCUUCAAGGAGGGUGUCUCGCUCACUUGUGAUGACGAGCUCAACCGCUGGCAGAAAUAUUCGUACGGCUGCAAUGAGCUCAUCUUUAACCCGCUCAAGGACUGGUGGCGCAUGGGCCCUAUCACGAAGCAACUUCGAAUCUUCAUAUGGUCCGCAGCGCCCCUUCACUACAAGAUCAGCAUGUUGUCCUACAUGUUCUCCUACUAUGGUAUUGCCGCCUCUGCCGUCCUCUCUAUAAUGAACUAUUUUAUCCUUGGCUGGGACAUCACUGUCGAUGGCUACUACCUACACAGUUUCGAAAUCUGGUUGGCUUGCACAGUCGUGUUUCCUGGUGCCGGUAAUCUCGGCUUCACUCUGCUGGAGUAUCGACUGGGCCAGCGCAGCCUGUUCGACUCGCUGCUCGAGAACGUCACUUGGGUCCCCUUCUUCUUCUUCUUCUUCGGCGGCCUCUCCAUCCAUCUCUCGCAAGCCCUGCUCGCGCACCUCUUCUCCUACAAUAUCACGUGGGGCGCGACGAAGAAGGAGGUCGAGCGCUCGAACUUCUGGCUCGAGGUGCCUAAGAUCCUCAAGCGCUUCUGGAUCGCACUCGUGCUGAGCUUGCUUAUCGUCGUCGCGAUGAUCAUACUCGCGACGGGGGUCAUCCCAACUGGAUGGCAAAUCGUAGUGGCAGAUUGGGCAGUGAUCCUCCCAUUGGCGAUCGUCGUAGGGUGCCAUAUUUUGUAUCCCGUUGUGCUGAACCCGUGGUUCAUGAUCUUCUCAUACUGAGUUCACAUCGCUAUCCUCGGACUCUGUCGGCAGUCUAGACUGCUCCUUCAAAACUGAACCCUGUUCUACGCGGAAUUCCCGCGUAUGUCAUAACGCCUACACGUAUGCGCUUCCGCCGCAUUCCGCUUCAGACUCUUAGAUGAAUCGUACUUGCUCGCCGAGAACUGUACUCAUGC